GUGUGCCUGUGGGUGCCCUGCUAAAGAGAGCCAGUGUAGUGUAGACACAACUUCGUUGGGGUGGAAUCAGAGGAGCCUGGUUGCGGAUCCUUGCUCAGCAGUAAGGAUUCUUGGCUAAUGUUGUGUUAGUCAUCCCAGCUUUAUUGGGUGUUGCAAUUCAGCAAUACUUGCAAAUUUCCCCCACCUUAAAAUGCAUGCAUAAAUUUGGAGAGGCCAUGGAGUAGAAACAGACAAAUAAAGAAAGACAAACCAGUUGGUGAACAAGAGAGAAGAGGCAUCACGACACACAGGGAACCCCUCAGACUUGAGCUGUACCUGAAACGCCCUUGGGGGGGGGGCUUCUGGAUCCUGACAGCCCCUCCUUAAGUGUGCUUUGGAAUGGACCUCCAGUUCAGCAGCCUCCAGGCACAAGGAUGAAGUGACUCCACAGCUUUAGUUCAAUCAACGAAUUUGCGGGAUCUGAAUCCAGAGCUCUCGAAAAGUAGGAGAGCCCACCAGGACGACAAAUGGCUGAAAGAAGAAUAUGCACUGACACAAUCUCAGGAAACCCCAAGAUGGCUGCCAAGCGCAAAGGUGGCCUGAAAUUAAACGCAAUCUGUGCCAAGCUCAGCCGCCAGGUAGUCUUUGAGCACAAAGGACCUGAGCAGGGACAUGUCGACCGAGCUCCCCUUGGGUGGGAAAGCGUUGGCGUUGACGCGGCGGGCCCCAAGGAGGUUGCCCAGGCAGCCGCCAAGGAACCGGGGGCCGAGUUUCCAGAGGGGCCGAAGCGCGUGCAGAAGAUCGAAGAGGACAAGCGGAGGGAGGUGAUCGAGAAGUGGGUCAACGGCGAGUACGGCGAAGACCCCUUGCUGGGGCGCAUCGAGAACAAGGAGCCCAAGGCCCCCGAGGGGACGGAGGUGCCCCCCGAGGGAGUCUACAUGGUCCAGCCGAAAGGUUGCAGCGACGAUGAGGAUAACGGGGACGAAGCCACACCCCUGAAGGACUCCCAAGAUGGCAGCUUCCUGGAGGACCGCGAUUCGGACGGGCCUCCCCCGAAGGACGAAAGCUUUCGGGCCUCCAACAGUGAAGCCAGCUCCAAGCUCGGUGGAGGAGCUCCUGCAGGGGAGGCGUCAUCGCUGCGAGACUACGCCGCUACUACCAUGAGCGAGUUCCUCGGCAUGUUUGGCUACGAUGACCAGAAUAUGCGGGAUGAGCUGGCUCGGAAGAUCAGCUUUGAGAAGCUGAAUGCUCCUACCUCAGAGACCACCAGCCCAGCCACGGUUGCCCCCUCCCUUGCCGGCGAGGAUGCCAUGAGCAAGAGGGCUCGCUUUUCCAAAUACGAGGAAUACAUACGCAAGUUGAAGGCUGGCGAGCAGGUCCCGUGGCCAGUUCAUCCAGUUAAGACGGAGGAGCUGACCAGCAAGCUCAGCAAAGAGGCCCCCAUGGCCUUGGGCCAAGCCCUCCGGUUGCCGGCCCCCGAAACGUCGCUCCUGCCGGAGACGAAAGCCACCAUUUUGCCUCUGCCUUCGUCCAGCAGCUCCCAGAUGCAAGGGCUGAUGUCGCGGGCCUCCAAGUACGAUUUCUUCAUCCAGAAACUGAAGACAGGGGAGAAUCUCCGGCCACAGAACGGGAACACCUACAAGAAGACGUCCAAGUAUGACUUGGAGAACGUCAAAUAUUUGCAUCUCUUCAAGCCCGGGGAAGGCAGCCCAGACAUGGGAGGAGCCAUCGCCUUCAAGACGGGCAAAGUCGGUCGUCCAUCCAAGUACGAUGUCAGGAACAUCCCGAAGAUUACCCCGGUCAAAGCACCAGCUCCUAGCCUGGGCCCCAACCCUAUGGCCAGCACUCCCAGCAGCACCCCAGUAGCUGGCCCGGAGCAACCCGCCUCUCUGCCCUUCAGCACUCCAGAAUACCUUAAAUCCACUUUCUCCAAGACGGAUUCCAUCACUACCGGGACAGUUUCCACUGUUAAGAAUGGAUUAACCACUGACAAACCAGCUGUCACCGAAGAUGUAAAUAUUUACCAGAAAUAUAUUGCCAGGUUUUCCGGAAGCCAGCAUUGUGGACACAUUCACUGCGCAUACCAAUACCGGGAGCAUUAUCACUGCCUUGAUCCAGAAUGCAACUACCAGAGGUUCACCAGUAAGCAGGACGUGAUCCGCCAUUACAACAUGCACAAGAAACGGGAUAACUCCCUCCAGCACGGCUUCAUGCGGUUCAGCCCCCUGGACGACUGCAGCGUCUACUAUCACGGCUGCCACCUCAACGGGAAAAGCACACACUAUCACUGCAUGCAGGUGGGCUGCAACAAGGUCUACACCAGCACCUCCGAUGUGAUGACCCAUGAAAACUUCCACAAAAAGAACACGCAGCUGAUCAACGAUGGCUUCCAGCGCUUCCGGGCCACCGAAGACUGCGGCACGGUGGACUGCCAGUUCUACGGGCAGAAGACCACUCACUUCCACUGCAGGCGGCCCGGUUGCACCUUCACCUUCAAGAACAAGUGCGACAUCGAGAAGCACAAGAGCUACCACAUCAAGGACGACGCCUACGCCAAGGACGGCUUCAAGAAGUUCUACAAGUACGAGGAAUGUAAGUACGAGGGCUGCGUCUACAGCAAGGCCACCAACCACUUCCACUGCAUCCGGCCCGGCUGCGGCUUCACCUUCACCUCCACCAGCCAGAUGACCUCCCACAAGCGCAAACACGAGCGCCGCCACAUCCGCAGCUCGGGCAUGCUGGGUUUGCCCGCCUCGCUGCUGGGCGCCAAGGAGAACGAGCAGGAGGAAUCCAGCAACGACGACCUGAUCGAUUUUUCCGCCAUGAGCUCCAAGAACUCCAGCCUGAGUGCCUCCCCCACCAGUCAGCAGUCUUCCGUCUCCUUGAUCGUCCCGGGCACUCCUUCCUCGGCCGCCGAGCUGGCCGCCAGCAAACCCGCCAGCAAUAUGCCCCCGGCCUCCAAAAUGCCCGCCCUGCUCUCGCAGGCUCUCCCGAGCAAUAUCCCUUUGGCCCUGGCCUUGCCCAACGCAGCGCUUCCGGGAACGGCAGGCUCCUACUUCCCCGUGCUCCCCGGCCGGGUCUCGGCCCAACUCCCCGCCAGCUCCACCGGCUUGCUAGCCGCCGGCACGCCCAGCACCAACCCGGCGUCUUCGGCCUGCUCCCCUUCCCCGGCCCUCUCAGGUUCUGGCGACGCGGCGGCCAUCUCUUCGCCAACUCCAGCCUCCUCCAUCAUGGAGAAGAUCUCGGCCAGCAAAGGGUUGAUUUCGCCCAUGAUGGCUCGGCUGGCGGCGGCGGCCCUGAAGCCCUCCGUGGCGGUGGAGGCAGGAAACGGGCAGCCCACGACCCCUGGGCGGUUUAACCUAACGCAGAUGAAGCCCGAGGCGGCUGAGAAUCCCGGCUCGGGACCCGCCGCAAGCCAGGAUUCCUUGCAGGAGCACAGCCUGGACCUUAGAAUGAAAGAUCACGGUAAUGAAUCAAAUGGCCACACAGUCUCGGCAAAUUCAUCUCUUUUAUCCUCGCUUAUGAAUAAGAUGUCUCAGAAUAACCCGAACCUGGGAAGCCUCCUCAGCGUGAAGGGGGAGAGCGACGGUGGGCAGCUGCCAGCUGCGGGAGACGCCAGUCAGUAUUUGGGCAAGACAGUGAAGGCUCUGGUUCAGGAGAAGCUCGCCGAGCCCUGGAAGAUGUAUUUGCGCAGAUUUGGCACCAAGGAUUUCUGUGAUGCCCAGUGCGACUUCCUUCACAAGAUGCAUUUCCACUGUGUGGUGGAAGAGUGUGGGGCCCUCUUCAGCACUGUGGAUGGAGCCCUGAAGCACGCUAAUUUCCACUUCCGAACAGAGGGGGGCGCCGCAAAGGGAACCUCGGAGCACAGCUUCCCAACUCCGGCAGAGAACAAGACCUCCAUCACCCCUUCCUCUCCAUCCACCGCCUCCGCCCUUCUGGCCGCGGCCGCAGAGGGGCCCACCGCGAAUCCGGCUAGCGUGCCGUCCGCUCCCACGCUCCUGGCCUGGAAACAGCUGGCCUCCACCAUGUCUCAGCUGCCGGCCUCGGGGGCCGGCCUGACCACCUCCCCUUUGGCCACCACGUCCCUGGAGAACGCCAAGCCCCAGGUCAAGCCGGGCUUCCUCCAGUUCCAAGAGAACGAUCCUUGCCUGGCAACGGACUGCAAGUACGCCAACAAGUUCCACUUCCACUGUCUCUUCGGGAACUGCAAGUACGUGUGCAAAACCUCCGGGAAGGCUGAGUCCCAUUGCCUCGACCACAUCAACCCCAACAACAACCUGGUGAACGUGCGCGAUCAGUUUGCCUAUUACUCCUUGCAGUGUCUCUGCCCAAACCAGCACUGCGAGUUCCGCAUGCGGGGCCAUUACCACUGCCUCCGCCCCGGCUGCUUCUUCGUCACCAACAUCACCACCAAGCUGCCCUGGCACGUGAAGAAGCACGAGAAGGCCGAGCGAAGGGCCGCCAACGGUUUCAAGUACUUCACCAAGCGGGAAGAAUGCGGCAGGCUGGGCUGCAAAUACAACCAGGUCAACAGCCACUUCCACUGCAUCCGCGAGGGCUGCCAGUUCUCCUUCUUGCUCAAGCAUCAGAUGACGUCCCACGCCAGGAAGCACAUGAGAAGGAUGCUGGGGAAGAACUUUGACCGCGUCCCCACUCAGGUCAUGGGCCACCCUGCUAGGAAUGACAGCCUCCCUCAAGUGAGCAGCUUGGCCCCCAGCCCAGCUUCAUCAGGGACUCCUGCCUCCUUUCAGGGAGCCCCCAGCCUAAUGGACCCCGAGACGGAGGAGUACUUGGAUUACGCGGGAUGCAGCCCGGGCGCCCUCUCUUCCGAGUCCUCCAACAUGGACCGCAGCUGCUCCAGCACCCCGGUGGGCAACGAGAGCACCUCGGCAGGCUGCCUGGCUGUUCUUCCUCCUCCUCCUGCUGCGGGUGACGAUGUUAGCCACAAUGCACCACCGCCACCUCUGCCUCCAUCUUUCUCACAAGCCCUGCUCAGAUCUCCCCUCCCCUCCCUGCCUUACCUCUUCUCUCCAUCCUGUGUCUCAUACUCUCUGCUAAGUGCCACCCUGGGAUCCAGCAGGGGCAUUGCCUUGCCCACCGCCAGCUCGACAGGGCUCUCACCCAUCCUUGCCAGUCCAGUCAAAAGCGAUGUCCCGCUAGUGCAGGAUGCAGCAGGGAACACAAUCACGAUGCCAACCGCUGCGGGGGCCAAGAAGCGCUUCUGGAUCAUCGAGGACAUGUCGCCCUUCGGCAAGCGCCGCAAGACCCCUUCUUCCCGCAAGAUGCUGGACGAGGGGAUGAUGCUGGAGGGCUUUCGGCGGUACGACCUGUAUGAGGAUUGCAAAGACGCCAACUGCCAGUUCUCCCUCAAGGUCACGCACUACCACUGCACCCGGGAGAACUGCGGGUACAAGUUCUGCGGUCGCACCCACAUGUACAAGCACGCCCAGCACCACGACCGAGUGGACAAUCUGGUGCUGGACGACUUCAAGCGCUUCAAGUCCUCCCUCAGCUGCAACUUCCCCGACUGCCAGUUCUCCGGCAACAGCACACACUUCCACUGUCUGCGCUGCGGCUUCCGCUGCACCGACAGCACCAAAGUGACGGCCCACCGCAAGCACCACGGCAAGCAGGAUGUGAUCAGCGCCGCCGGCUUCUGCCAGUUCAGCUCAAGCGUGGACUGCGAAGUGGCCGAGUGCAAGUACAAACUCAAGUGUUCCCACUUCCACUGCACCUACCCCGGUUGCAAGCACACCGUGGUGGGCAUGUCGCAAAUGGACUCGCACAAGCGCAAGCACGAGAAACAGGAGCGGGGAGAGCUGCCGGCCAUCUCUCCGGGGCCUGAGGGCCUCCCUGCUGCCCCGCUGGAGUACGAAGGCCCAAGUGCUUCCGUUAACCUGGACAGCUCCCUCAACCUGAGCACAGACGCCAAGAGCUCCCUCUUCUUCCUGCAGAACGCGGCGGGCGUGGGGCUCAACGACUCCGUGGACCUCAGCCAGAAGCCCCCCGAGGGCACGGGCGGCCUCCCUCCUGCCCCAGGGGAGAGCCUGGCCCCUCCCGCCAGCAAGCACUUCCUGGCCACCUGCAGCAACGUGGAAGUAGAGGACGAUUCUUCCCACGAUGAUGACGACGAAGAGGAGGAGGAAAUGAACGAGGAGGAGGAGGAGGACGACGAUGAUGAGGACGAGGACGAGGAGGACGAAGACGAAGAGGAGGAAGAGGAGCUGAACACCGAUUCGGAAGACUCGCUCCCUGACACGCAGGGCCUGCCCACGAAAGACAUGAGCGAACUGGAGGAGGCCGUUUUCUCCACCGCGGAUCCCAGUGACGCUUCCACGCCCUCCGGCGACCCGGCCACCGCCCCGGCCCCCGAGGCCUCUCCUUAAUGAGCGACCGCACGGCAGUGGUGGGUGUGGGGGUUUGGCCUUGCAAGCCGAGGAAGCAAAAACUGCAUGAACAGGAGGAGACCUGCUGUGUGAGGGAGAGGCGAGAACAAAUGCUAGAAUGGGCAGAAGAGCAGCAAAAAACCCGACUCUGUCCCAGGAGGUGCCUGCGAGAGACGGAGGGAAGCACUGAUUCUUGGACCACACAAAACACGGAGACAUGACCGGACCGGAGAGGAAGCGGUGGCGGCGGCGGCAACAUCCUGGGGAUAGGGUGGGGUGGGAGGACCCAUCUGUUGGGGUGCACAUGUUUACAAGAGGGCAACAGGCAGAGCAUGGUGGUCCCGCGAUGCAGACGGACGUGACCCUCCCACUUCUGGAUGGAUGUGCUCCCUGUGGCAGGAAGCGGCCUGCCCCUUCCAAGCCCACUUCCCUUCGCGGCGGUGGGAAGACGGGAUGGGUGUUUUUUUUUAACCCUUCGGCUCCGGUGUGUGUUCAUUUGUCCUCUAACACUCCUCCCAUUCUCAGGGAGACGGGGAGGGGGGCAGGCAGCUAGCGCCUGUCGGAGACACGAGGAGGGACGAGCGCGUUAAGUCAUAACGAAAUAUAGAUAUAUCUAUAUAUCUAUAGAUGUAGAUAUAGAUAUAUAUAUAGCGGCAAAGCUGGAUUAGGUUCUGCUAAGCUGCAAGCCGAGUCUUUUUUUUUGCCACCGGGGGAGGGGAGACUAAGGGACGGACGGGGUGGGUUCCGGUAUCACUUAUAUUCCUAUUCCUUUCUUCCCCCUUUCUCCGGCAUCAAAUGAACGGGAGAAAUGGGAGUCUCAGGCAGCUGGGAAUGCUUGGAACAGGGGUAUUUAUUAUCAGUUGUUUUUUUUUGUUUUUUUAAGGAAAAAGAAUAAAAGGAAAAAAAAACAGGUGGGGAAAAACAUGAGAUGAAUUGAUCCAGGCUGAGAGUGAAAUAUCCGUAGUAAUAAUAAUACUAAUACUAUUAAUAAUAAUAAUAGUUAACUAAUUUUACUAAGGAAGAAGGAACUUCUUUAUAAUGUGAGCCUCUCCCUGGAGUUGCGGGGGGGUCUCCUGCUGAUGGAGUGGGGGGCACUAAAGGAACCGAGGUGCAGCUGUAAGCAGCCCACCCUCUGGAGGGGGGGGUUGAAGGCAGAGCCCAGGGAUGACCCUGGAGUUCCAGAGUGCAGCCUGCAGAAAGAGAGGAGGGCUCAUCACAAGCUCUUGGGGGUGACGUGGGGGUCUUUUAAACCCAGGACUCUUCAGCUCCCCCUCCCCCGUGCUGGGUUGCCGGACAAGGGGGAGGAGAACCAGGCCCCAUUUGGCCUCUUCCCCUGAAGGCCUCAGCCCAAAGCAGGUGGACCCAUUCAUGGCAGCAUUUGGUCUUCCCAGUCCAGAGUGGGGACUGGGAAGGUCAAGUGCUCCAGCCCCCCUUACUCCUCCCCCAAAAAACACUGGGAAAGUCCAGGCACUUCCUAGCCUGGAAGGGAACAGCUCCCCAGCUUGGAGGUCUUCCACUUUGGAUACCCGACAGCCGAGGUUUGCCAUGGGCCACGGCCGUUCCCUUCCUGCGUCUUGUGUCUGUGCUGUUGGGCUACAAAAGGGGGGGGGAGUGAAUGGAAAUCGCAAACGAUCCCCGGUCACUUCACAGUGCAAAGAGUGAGAAUGUAACCCAGGAACUUUUGUUGAAUUUAAGGCUAGCCAGGAAGGAAAAGAAUGGCAAAAACCGUUUCAGAUGUCCCGGAAAAAACUAUAGCUGUGUUGCAUUCCCCCCCUCCCCCCGUAAAAGUGGCUAUAUAGAAGAGAGAGAGAGACACAUAGAGAGCGCGCGAGAGAGAAAGGAUCGGUGGGUUACAGCUAGAACAGCUAGAAGGAGUCAUUUUCAGUUUGUACUCUGAGUAUCUGGUGAGAAGCUGCCUUGAGGAAACAGACAUUUGGUUAAAUCUACCAGGAUAACUCCUGCCACACCAUCCAUGUUAUCGAGAGGCAAAAGGGAGCAAAAGGAUUUUUUUUUUUUCCCAUCUGUCCUCGUGGACAGAACGUGGAUCGCGACGUAUUUCGGGAUUUCAAUUUGGCAGACAUUUUUUUUAAAAAAUGAUUAUGCAGUCGGAUGAGAUUGUUCGCCCCAUUAAUAGCAGAUUGGUUGGUCAUGUGGCUGGUAAGACAAGGCACAGAGUAUCGAUCGAUUGUAUUUUAAAGGGUAGCAAAAACUUUUUUUGGGGGGGGGGGGCUACCCCUCCCCGUUCUGACUUUCUCACGAAAGGUCAGCACCGUGAGGAUCCCGGUUCUGGCCUGACCCUGGGUUCAACUAAGAAGGGGGCACCCCGACUCCAGGGAGUAGUGUGGCUUCCCUUCUUCCUCAAAGGCUCAAGGCUGGGAGGACAAAGAGUUGUGAGCACCCCGUUGUGACAUGCCCAGCUAGGAACCCUCAGCACAUCCCUGCUCCCGUUUUUAACUUCUUGGGUAGCUCACCCAAAAAGGUGCUAUGUGGAAACCUCUCGUUUGCAGUCCCGUUUUCUGGAAAGGGUGGAUGCCUCUGUGAGUAAACUUCUCCCCCCCGCCUCCCCCCUAGGUACCUUGAGAGAGGACUUGGCGGUCUUCCCCACAAAACUGACUUGAGUAUAGCACACGUGUGUGUGUGUGUGUAUAUAUAUGUGUGUGUAUUUACAAGACUUUGCGACUUUCAAAGCUGUUGUAAUGUUUCUCUCACGUCUUUGGCAAUAAAAACCUCUGGCUGCUCCUGGUCAGCGGCCUUUAAGCAGCCGCGGAAGGAUGCAGGUAAGGAAAGAGGUAGUCGGGCUGCGCAGCAAAGGGGCAAACGGCGAUUCGGACCACCGGCUGACACCCCUUUAAAUCAAGCCUGCAUUUCUCCCCAGUGGUGGUGGUGGUGAUGGUGUUUACAGGUUAGUUGCCAGUCUGAAUCACGUGCACACCCAAAGGUGUGUGGAAUCCCCUUUUCUGCUUGGGAUGCAGAUGGCUGCAGAGUCCUAAACACUAAGUGGGGCAACUGGUUCCUUCCCUGCCACCCCCACCUCCCCAAUUGGGCAUGUGAGAACCCGAGUUAACGCUACAUCUUAUCUGCUCAGAUCUCUUCUCUGUGCCUCGAUCUAGACCAGUGGUUCUCAGUCUGUGGGUCGGGACCCCAUUUGGGGUCGAACGACCAUUUCACGGGGGUCGCCGAACAAUGCAGUCCACCAUUUUUCCCCCCUUUUUCCUUAGCUGUGCUACUC
This is a messenger RNA of Crotalus tigris (Tiger rattlesnake), 9594 nucleotides long. RefSeq names its product castor zinc finger 1 (gene CASZ1). Lineage: Eukaryota; Metazoa; Chordata; Lepidosauria; Squamata; Viperidae. The record is from RefSeq and is a predicted model, not a curated record. Gene Ontology annotation, molecular function: DNA-binding transcription factor activity, RNA polymerase II-specific; RNA polymerase II transcription regulatory region sequence-specific DNA binding. The transcript is spliced from 21 exons. The coding region runs from base 507 to 6365 and encodes 1952 amino acids. Gene Ontology annotation, cellular component: nucleus. Gene Ontology annotation, biological process: regulation of neuron differentiation; positive regulation of transcription by RNA polymerase II.